AAAAUCUCGAUCAAUUCAAUCGAUGAACCCUCUUUUAUUAAUUUAUAUCAAAAUAUGUUCAAAACUCCUACUUAUUUGCCUUAACAUCUUCUUUCAUAAGGUAUAUAUUGCAAUUUACAAAUGUGAAGUUGAAGGUGCUAGAGGGCGUAACGAAAAACGAAAAGCAAUUGAUCAUUAUUCAUAUGCUAUAGACCAAGAAAUAGGUAAAGGAUUCAGUAGUAGAGUUUAUAAAGGAAGAGAUGAAAGAACCUCAUAGAAUGUAGCUAUUAAAGUAUAAAAAUAUCUUCGUUUAGGUGAUCGACAUGAAGUAAUAGAUACACACAUAAUUAUUAAAAAAUGAGAUCAGAGCGUUGAAAUCGUUCAAUCACUAGAAUAUUCUUAAGCUUUUUGAUGUAUAUUAAACAGAAAAUAACACUUAUAUCAUCACAGAAUUUUGUGAUUCGGUAUUAUCCUGAUUUUAUGAAGGGAGAUCUAGAAAAAUUUAUUAGAAAAAAUUUGAAAAUCAAAGAACCAGAAGCAAUUAGAAUAUUGUAAGCAAUUGUACAUGCAAUAAACGAAAUAAAUCUAAAAGGAUUUAUCCAUAGAGACAUUAAACCAGCUAAUAUUCUCUUAAGUGGGAAUGAACCAAAAUUAGCUGACUUUGGAUUUGCUAUACCUAUUUGGUAAGCAAGAAUUUAGUAAAGAAAUAUCAAUGUAGGUACUCCUCUAUACAUGUCGCCACAAGCAUUAGGAGAUUAUGACUAUUCUGAAAAAGGAGAUGUAUGGGCUGUAGGAGUAGUGUAUUUUGAGAUGCUUUUUGGUAAAAAUUUGUUAAAUUUAAUUUAGGUAGAACACCUUUUAUUGCUUAAUCAGAAGCAGCAUUAUUAUCUAAUAUACUUAAUUAACAAUUAAUCAUACCUUAGACACCAUCAGUUUCAGAGUUGUCAAAAGAUUUCAUUAAAAAAUGCUUAUAAAAAGAUGAUUAUUUAAGAUUUAAUGUGAAAGAUAUGUUUGAACAUCAAAUCAUAUAAUCAAAACAUUUCAAUAGUUUUUUGUAGGAAGAUCCUUUCUAAGAAAUUACAAACAUUACUUCAUCUAUUAAUAACUCUUUAGUAAAGAAGAAUAAAAGAAGCUAGACUCAAUAUUUCAAAAGAAUUUCAAACAAAGAUUAUAGCACUCUUUAAAUUGAUUUAUAAGAAUAGAAUGAAAAGUAUUAGGUUUAAAAGGAUGUAAGUUAAAGAUCAUCUAGUUAAAAUUAGAUUUAAUUGCAAUAAUAAAAAAUGAAACAUUCUUAAAAUACUUCAUAUCAAUAAACUAAUAAUAACAAUAUUAGAAUGCAAUAAAAUUCCUAAUUAAGUGCUGAAUUUAAGGCUAACAAUGAAAUUCUGUUAUUUUAUUUAAACUAUUGUCGAUACUUAUUUAAGUUUUCAUUACAUUUAGCCAAUUCUAAAUUUUUUUAAUUUGAAAUUCGAGAUAAGAUUUUGCUAAUCUUAGGAAAAUGCAUAGUCAUAAAAAUCUGCCAAUUAUCUUAAAUCAUGGAUAAAGAAAAUAAAUUGGAUAAUCACUUUUCACUUUUAGAUUAUGAUAGGUACAAAGAAAGUGAAUAGUUUAAUGAAUUUUGUUCAGCAAUUUCUGAAUAUUAAUUAAAAUAUAUGAAACACUUUUAGAGUACCUUGGUAUAAGCUCUUAGAAAUAGUAAAUAGUUUUUUCUUAAAAUAAGAUUUUCAGAUCGACCCAAUUCUAGGUUCUUCUUGUAAUGAUUGUCUAAAUGAGAGUAAUACUAUUUAUGAGAUAGCUAUGUAUUAUAUAGACAUGGGUCUUAAUAGGUUGCUAUUGAAUUUACACUAACCAACAGGAUAGAGGUCGUCUGACAGCAAAAUAAAUUCUGAAGUAAAAAUUGAAUAAUUUUAGCUAUAAUAAAUUUUGUUUAUUGUUGAAGGUUUGAACAACUGCAAAGAAUUAAUCUUGAUGAUUUAGUAAUGCAAAUAAGAUUAUGGGAAAUUCUAAAAUAGAUUUUCGAUAGAUAGAAUAAUAGGACAGAAGGUAGAUCCAAUUUAUUAUAAAGUAACAGAAUAAUUAAUUUAAAAUUAAUUUUGA
Messenger RNA from Paramecium octaurelia, 2076 nucleotides. NCBI's taxonomy places the organism in Eukaryota, Ciliophora, Oligohymenophorea, Peniculida, Parameciidae. The record is from the annotation of a GenBank genome assembly.